GCAUGGCAUGGUUACAGUAUAGCAUGGUGGUCUCCCUAGUUUGCAGCCGCUGUGUAUAAUACAGAUCUUUUCAUUCUCGGGUAACAUAAGCGCCUUUCAAGCACAUGCUUUCAUUUGAAGUAUAAAGAAGUCUGGAAGUGUCUACUAAGUAAGGAAAUGGCCACUCUGGCCGCAUUGCUGAAAAGUUUCCGAGCUUUCGGUCGUUUGGAGCCGGCGUUGUCUCGUUCUGUUCGACUUCGACCGCUGGAUACCACGAAGAGUUUGGAAGAAAAGAUCAAAGCUCUAAAUGCAAAAGAUCCAGUAUUUGAAGAACGUGUAAACAUUGGUUUCAAGUUCACACCACAGAGCAUUAGUAGACAAGAAUGGAAAAAGCAGCAAAAAGUGCUUCAGGAAAACAAGAACAAUUAUGAGAUGGCUGAAAGAUCACGUAAUGCAACUUUGAAGGUACAGUAUGAAGAAGCCAGGCAAGAGUGGAAAAGGACGCAUGCACCAAAACAUGUGAAGGAGAUUGCAGACCACUAUGGUGUCUUCAGGGACCUCUAUGAGUUUGGAUUUUUUCAUCCUGUCAUUCCCAUGGAUAUUUUAUAUGAGCAGAAUGCAGAGUACUUCAGUCCUGUGUACUAUGGCAACAUCAUCCUUCCGUCUGAGGCUGUAAAGGCUCCUAAAGUGUUGUUUGAUUCUGAGCCUGACAUGCUUUGGACUUUAGUCUUGACAAGCUUGGAUUCUCAUUUACUAGAGAAUGACAAAGAAUAUCUGCACUGGUUUAUCGGCAACAUCAAAGGAAACCAGGUAACAGCCGGUGAUGUAGUAUGCGACUACCUGCAGCCGUUUCUUCCUCGUGGUACUGGCUACCAUCGAUUUGUAUUUGUCCUGUACAAGCAAGAAAAGUUGAUUGACUACUCUAAAUGGAAAGUGCUUGCAAAUAGUACAAGCCUAAGGGAAAGGACAUUUAAAACAUAUGACUUCUACAAGGAGUUCGAAAGCAUGCUGACACCUGCUGGACUAGCAUUCUUUCAGUGCACUUGGGAAGACAGCCUGGUGGAUUUUUUUCACAAAACUUUGAAGAUGCGGGUGCCCACAUUUGAAUAUGUUCACCCUCCAGAAUAUGUCCCAAAGCAAGUCAUGUACCCUCACAGGGAGCCUUUUAAUAUAUAUCUUGACAAAUACCGAGACCCUAGGGAAAUUCGGGAAGAAGUUUACCUGAAGCGUCUGAAGUCACUUAAUCCUCUGGAGGAUGAGCCACCUAUGCCAAAGUACCCAAACAUCUACAAGAUCCCGAAAGGCACACCUAGCUGGCUGGUUGACGAAAUGAGAAAAGAGCGAUUUCGCAUUGGAAAAUACAAAGACCUGCGGCCCUUUAGUAUUUACCCAGAAGAAGAGUAUGAGGAUCCCAAGGUGAAAGCUUGGAGAGAGCAGGAAGAGUUUGAGCGCAAGUGGGCUGCGACACAAGCUGCCAAGACACCAUCUGCGUGAUUGUUUCUGCCACCUACAUGGGUCGAUGCUUCAUU
Rhipicephalus sanguineus (brown dog tick) is the source of this 1508-nucleotide messenger RNA. RefSeq names its product 39S ribosomal protein L38, mitochondrial (gene mRpL38). The transcript is spliced from 9 exons. Lineage: Eukaryota; Metazoa; Arthropoda; Arachnida; Ixodida; Ixodidae. Gene Ontology annotation, cellular component: mitochondrial large ribosomal subunit. Bases 157 to 1473 code for a protein of 438 amino acids. The record is from RefSeq and is a predicted model, not a curated record.